Messenger RNA from Necator americanus (New World hookworm), 1422 nucleotides. RefSeq lists its product as uncharacterized. The transcript is spliced from 9 exons. Bases 1 to 1422 code for a protein of 473 amino acids. NCBI's taxonomy places the organism in Eukaryota, Metazoa, Nematoda, Chromadorea, Rhabditida, Ancylostomatidae. The record is from RefSeq and is a predicted model, not a curated record.
AUGAAGGCUGUGCCUGAAUUGCUGUUCGCCUCCCUCAUUGAGUCCGACUUGUUGCUCAAUCCUUACUCAGGAAUUGAGACUCAACUAGAGAAAAAGGCCACCUACAUGCAAUCACGAGUGGAUAAACUCCAGCAAUACAAUAGGGACGCUGAUGCUGGUGUAACUCUGACCAAGUCGCAAGAUGAUGCUAGAAGUAAACUCGAUGAGGUAGUCAAACAUCAGGAAUAUGUCAAGCACCUUAUCGCCAUGGUUCACCGCGAUCAUCUCGCUUUCGACAAAGCGAUUAAGUCUGCGGAUGUCCUUUUGACCACCAAGAUAGCUUCCAUGCAGAGCAAAGCGCUUUCGCAGUCUAUUGUGUAUAGUGAAAUUUUGAAGCAGCUAGACAAUCCAACUUCAAUGCACCUGUUCCUCACAGGAUCUGAUGGUGCAGUUCGUUUGACCGAGAAUGACCUUCAUGCUUUACUUCGCCUUAGGUGGGCUUUUUCGCCGACAAUUGAAGAGUAUUCUUCAAUUGAAGAACUAGAGAGGACAACAUCCAAAGCUGCUGAUAUUGUAGCCGCAAUUAUAUCGAGAAGUAAUAAUGUUGUUGACACUGAGACGGGUUUACAAGGAAAAGAUGUGUGUGCUUUACUAGAGUCUAUCAAGAAUUCGAAGUUCUUUGCGAAAGGCAGCUUUUUGUGGGGAAGUGGUGGUAGCGAAAAUCUCGAGUCAGCUCCAACUGACUCAUCUGACAAAGAGGCUCCGCCCACCACAGAUUCCUCUUCGCCCAGUGCUAAUGAGGAGUCUGAUCGAUCGUUCGAAGGGAAGCCAAACGCAGCCCGUGUAGGAGGAAAUGAUAGUGUCGAUUUUUCGGAUCCCGAAGAUUUCAAGUGUUUGGUGAAUUCUGUUGUUACGGAUGAAGUAACAAAUGAGAAACCAACCUCAGCUUCUGUUCGUAUGCCAGCUGGUGAUUCUGCAGAUGAACAUAUCGAGUCGACAAAUGGAUCUGAUUCUGGAAAUGGAACUGUUACUCCUAGCUCUGAUAUUCAGGGUGCACCUCCGAAAGUGACCAAGUCCAAUCGUGGUGGGAAACAGUUCUUCAAGAAUCGUGCUUCGUACUAUCCAAGGCGGGUUCAGGAUAAAGCUUCGCCACAGUCCGGCAAUUCUGACGAUCGUAUUCCGAAAAUUUCCAAUUCUGUGAGAGCAAACGGCGAGGCACAACAGAGACGCCGCGACGAAAGGCAAAAUCGCCGAGGCGCUCGUUUCAACGGCUUCACUUCCUCAAACUGGAGCGAGAAUGAGAAUUAUCAGCGUCCACGAAACUCUCGUAACGGCAGAGGUCGCGCCAAUACGCAGCCACCCGCUAGCUUCCAUUACGAACCUGGGAUCGGCCGUCGCCCAGCACCUACCACUUGCGGGAUUGUGUUUGGUGGCAGAGCUUAG